Triticum turgidum subsp. durum (durum wheat) is the source of this 468-nucleotide messenger RNA. The record is from the annotation of a GenBank genome assembly. NCBI's taxonomy places the organism in Eukaryota, Viridiplantae, Streptophyta, Magnoliopsida, Poales, Poaceae.
AUGGCGGCUAAACCCCAAGGCCGGGCGGACGGGCCAACCGUCCCCUUGAUCAGCCCGAGGGGAAGUGCUGGGAGGAAGACGUGGAUCGGACCCCAUACUAAUAGGCCCAGAGCCGCACGCAAGGCCCAGCAGAGACAUGGUGACUCCGAGGGGAAUGAGAGAGAAGAAGAGGCUGCCAAGGUCGACGACGGAGAAGAAGAAGAGGCGAUGGCGUCCGGGUGGGGCAUCAACGGGAACAAGGGGCGGUGCUACGACUUCUGGCUGGACUUCAGCUCGUGCAUGAGCCGCUGCCGCCAGCCCUCCGAUUGCGGCCUCCUCCGCGAGGACUACCUCGAGUGCCUCCACCACUCCAAGGAGUUCCAGCGCAGGAACAGGAUCUACAAGGAGGAGCAACGUCAGAUAAGAGCUGCUGCUCGCAAGGCCAAGGAGGAAGCCGAAGGAGCUCCUGCUGUUGCAGCUCACCACUAG